This is a messenger RNA of Gekko japonicus, 1722 nucleotides long. RefSeq names its product adhesion G protein-coupled receptor D1 (gene ADGRD1). NCBI's taxonomy places the organism in Eukaryota, Metazoa, Chordata, Lepidosauria, Squamata, Gekkonidae. The record is from RefSeq and is a predicted model, not a curated record. Bases 1 to 1722 code for a protein of 573 amino acids. The transcript has 15 exons.
AUGGCGUAUAAUGCUGUUAUAUCCACUCAGUGCCAUCUGUUCCGCUUGGCGCUGUCGUUCUUCCUCCCAGGGCCAGAUGAAGAUGCACUGAAGCAUGCCGCCCCGUGCUGUGAAACCCAAAGGGAGCACCGGCGUAUGUUUCGAAUUCACUUUGCUGCCCCGGCCCUCUUUCUCAUGGGUGUGGGACAGGAGGCCGUGCGGUGCAUGAAGUCAUGGGCAGCAAACGCAACAAGGGCUAUAGAGAGGUUCUUCUUGGUUUUCGCUAAGGACGUGUUAUGCACCAACUCUGGGUUUGAUGUCCUAGCUCAAGCUUCACACUACUGGCCUCUGGGGACCGUGGAAGGAAUCCAUGAGUUGCGGGACACAAAUGGAGAUAUAGUAGAAGGAAUGGUGAACAAGGGGAUUUGCAUCCCAGAUCCAACAGGAGUGAUGUUUCUCCUCUUUGGAAGCUACCAAAACUCUUGCAUUAUUAAUCCGGAACUUUGUGAACCUGAAGGUGUAACAUUCUCUUUUUUCUGGAAGACAAAGACACAACAACCCAAUUCUCCCCCAGCAUAUGGCGAUCAGGUACUUUCCAAUGGGUUCAAGAUCUCCUUCAGUGAAGGCAAAGGAUCCGUGGAACUGUAUAACCAUCAGCAUUCGUGGAAAUGGGAGGCAAGUUUCAUCCCAUCAGGUCCCUACUGGACUCAUGUUCUCUUCACCUGGAAGUCUCAGGAUGGUUUGAAAGUGUACGUCAACGGAACCUUACAUACCACUGACCCUAACGGGAAAGUUUCCUACAGUUACGCGGACUCGAGCUCAAAUAUGUUGACGGGAUCAGAGGGUGACCAGACUGGACGUUAUGUUAAUGGGGUUUUUGAUGAAUUUAUCAUAUGGGAAAGAGUGCUCACACCUAAGGAAGUUGAGCAGUAUUUUACAGCCGCUGUUGGUGAUCAACCUUUGCUUUCUUCGACAGCUCCAUGGGGCCAGCAAGCAACGGAAACAGUUCCAAUGCCAUCCAGAAAUGCCUACCGACCCAUCAUAGUUAACCUUACGGAGGAGAGAGGAAACUUCCUUUACCCUGGUGCCAUGCUGGACUACUUGGAAAACAUUUCCCUUGCCUUACCCAAUGAAUCACUCUCAGCAGAGACCGCCUUUAAUCUUACUGAGGCUUUCUUGCAAACUGUGGAAGAUGUGCUUUCUUUACCCAGCUGGAUUGAAACUGUGGAGACGGCACCCUUUGCUGGAGCUUUGGUCGAAACGGUUGACAGCGUGAUGUCGCACGUGGCCCGGAAUUUGGGAGGAAGCCCAUCGGGUGUAGCUUUCGAAGGAGCUUCAUCAGUGGCAGAUUAUUCUUUGGCCAAGAAGCCUCUUCAGCUCCUGAACGUGUCUCACUAUCGCUUCCCGUUGCAAGGGCAGAGUUAUAUCUCAAUCCCUGGUGAAGCUUUCCAAGCCAAAGCUUGGAUUACCAUUGUGGGGCUCCUCUACCACAUGAUGCACCAAUAUUUCCACAGUAUCAAACCUAUGGAGACCAAGAUCCCAGAAGCUGCUUCCUGCAAAGACUGCAUGAUUUCGGCAGCCAGCUACCUGAUUUCCCUGAAAGUGGAGCCCCCACCGACUCUGUCCCCAAACCUGUCAGGUUCCCCUCUUAUCACCAUCCAUUUGACGCACAAACUGCAUCCCCUGCAAUGGAGCGAAUCGGCCAGCCGGUGGCAGUGUGGCAGUGCGGCAGUGCGACAUUGA